This is a messenger RNA of Macrosiphum euphorbiae (potato aphid), 351 nucleotides long. NCBI's taxonomy places the organism in Eukaryota, Metazoa, Arthropoda, Insecta, Hemiptera, Aphididae. The record is from the annotation of a GenBank genome assembly.
AUGUCGAUUCCGCGACUCGAACUUUGUGACGCUUUACUCCUCGCCCGGACUCUUGAAUAUUUACGAACCUAUCUAAUUUCAUUGCCGAUUACAAACGUCACUGCUUGGUGUGACUCCACAGUAGUGCUUACAUGGAUCCAAAUGCCAACAGAAAAAUUGAAAACAUUUGUGGCAAAUCGCGUUGCUCAAAUUCAGCAUAUGACCUCGUCUGACAUAUGGAGACAUAUACCCACUGCACAAAAUCCAGCAGACUGUGCCACUUGUGGCUUGACUCCGAAAGAAUUGAUCACCCUAUCUGAUGGACCGGCCCUCUAUUUCUUACUCAACCUUCGGAAAUAUGGCAGCAAGUAA